GCCGCCGCCACCUCAGCCGCGCUCGGUCCCGAGCGACGCUCGCCCUCCGCCGCCUUCCUUCUGCCGCCCGGCGCUGACGGUCCCGCACGCCCGCCGCCACAGCCGGCGCGCCCGAGUGUCUAUUAUGCCCACAUGCACAGGAACUCAGGAGAUGAUGAGCCAUUAAUGUAGAAUAUGAUCUAUCUCUAAAGAAAGAGGCUCACUGGCCCAUUCAUCAAACUUAAGAGAUGUUGAAAAUUAAACAUCCCCAGUUCAUCCAUGAGCUCGGAUUUCCCACAUUACAACUUCAGGAUGCCUAAUAUUGGAUUCCAGAAUCUGCCUCUCAACAUAUAUAUUGUGGUCUUUGGCACUGCAAUAUUUGUCUUCAUCCUUAGUUUACUCUUCUGUUGCUACUUGAUUAGGCUAAGACAUCAAGCUCAUAAAGAAUUUUAUGCCUACAAACAGGUUAUAUUAAAAGAGAAAGUAAAAGAGCUGAAUUUACAUGAGCUCUGUGCAGUGUGUCUAGAAGACUUCAAGCCUCGAGAUGAGUUGGGCAUUUGUCCAUGUAAGCAUGCCUUCCACAGAAAGUGCCUUAUUAAGUGGCUGGAGGUUCGGAAGGUGUGUCCACUGUGCAACAUGCCAGUUCUGCAGCUGGCCCAGCUGCACAGUAAGCAGGACCGUGGACCACCACAGGGGCCCCUGCCUGGGGCAGAGAACAUUGUAUAGCUCCCCCAAGGAUCAAACUGCUGCGGGAUCCGAUGUCCAUGUGGAGUCAGGAGGAACACAAGCGGUCUCUGUGUUGGCUGCUCUACCUGGGGCACCAGCUGCCACUUCCUUGCCUCAUGAAGAACUCGGGCCAGCUAAGCUGGGAACCCAGACUUCUGGGUCUUGUGACAACCAAAGCACGCUGACACUACCCCAUGCCAAGAGAAGAGGAGCAGAUGAUGAAUGAGCCUUCAGGUUAUGUUCAAGAAAUUUCACGAGGGUCUCUUGCUGACGCCAUUACUCUGUCUCCCAGAUACUUAUCUCCGUAUCAAGGUGAAUCUUUAUCAAGCAGAAGGGAAGAUAAACAGAACUGUUAGAGAAGGGAACUGAGAGCAGGUCUUUAAAGCCACCCCCACCCCCCACCUUGUGGACAGAUGAGCUUCUAUGCAGACCAUGCAUGCCUUUGCAGCAGCAGACCCUCCUGGCAGGCCCUGAGCCAAGUAAAACCAGCAGUUACCUCAGCUGAAGCACGACUGGUUGCCAGUAAUUGGUGAGGCAGUGCCAACAAGGCUUUUCACAUUAUGUUCCUUUGAUAAGGUCAUCUUGGAACCCAAGGGCUUUGGUUACCAGAGCAGCAGUGCCCCUCGCCACCCCUUUUCCCUCAAGUUCACAACACUUGCUUAUCAAAUCAUCUAAGAACAUUAGAUGUGCUCAGAAAGGCCUGGUCAGAAGCCAUUUCCUCUUAUUUACCCCCGUGACUCCCCAAUGAGCCCCAGCCAAGCUGCCCAUGAGGAGCCCCAGCCAGGCAGGGUUGGGCCUCUGAGCCCAUGCUGUCCCUGUGACCCAGGGGACCUCAGAGUGCCACCCAUGCCCCCAUGUACACAGCGUGGUUCCAGAGCAGCUGCUAGUCUCAGCCCACUGCCUUGGUAAGGAGCUGCUGUGAGCCCCUCAUAGGGCUCCCAAAGGGAGCUCCUUCCUGAGAACGACUAGUCUUCCCAGCCCUGCUGAGAUGGGAGGAUGCUGACCCCCUUGCCUCGCCCCCUCCUUCCCUGUUUUCUUCCCUCUUACCCUGUUUCUACUUUAGAGAAAAUGCCUGUCGUGACUUUCUAACAAUUUAAAGCAUCUGAAAUAAGAUCCUUAUGUAAUUCUGAAACCAGGGAUCCCCUUGAAAUUGUAAAUAGUGUCAGGAAGCUCCUGCAGGGUUCACCCGCUGGUGUGUGCCUCACUAUUCAGACUUGGAGAGGAGUAAUUGAAAGUGUCUUUAUAGGAGAGAAGCAAACACAUGCUGCUCUUUGGCUUUCUGUCCAAUGUUUCUAGAAAUGACUCCAUCUGUUUGGAUUCAUGAAUACUGUACAAAUUAGCUAUCGGAAGUGGCUUUAGGUCAGCUAGAACGUUCUUUUCCACAGCCCUGCUUUCUACCUCCACCUGUCAAGGGUGGACUCCUAGUCAACAGCUUUGCCUCUGCUCCAUGCCCCAGGGGUGAGUGGGAAUGUCUCAUUGGAAAUGUGGUCUGCAUGGUAUGGAGAGAGGAUGGAAGAAGCUUUGCUAUUCUAUUCACGGCAUGUCUCCAGGGAUUUUUCCUGGAAUCCGUCUUAGAAUGGGAGAGGAAACCUGUCCUUGGCUCAGGUGCCUGGGGUCAGAGGAGGAAAAUCCCCCACGAGCCUAGGAAAGUGCUGGGCAGAAUCCAGCUUGGAAAAUUACAAAUCCAGUUGGUCAGCAUUGGCGGUUUCCUCCAUGUGACCUAUUCAUGGCACGCCAACUGGCUGCUGCUUAAACAGGGCAAAGGAAGUGUGGGUAUCUUUAUAUGAAAGCCUUAGCCUGUUGGGCAUCCUUGAAGAGAACCUUUCGUGCGCUACCUUCACCAUUUCUGGGUUCUGUGUUGGUAGCACGAUGGAGUUGAAUUCUGCAAAGCACCCAGUUUACAGUGAAAGGUUUCCAGUGACCAAUGUGAGAAAUAAGCCUGCUUCUGGAGUAGCCUCAUUAGUGGCCAACACCAUUUCCCAUGGAAUGGCCCUGGGACAAAUCUCACCUUGUCGUUAUGGGGUUCAAACAGUAAAGAGAAUUUCUCCCCUCAAAGGAGGAAUUCUCGUGCUUUAAUCUGCAAAUGAUUUCAGCUCACAGUUUCAGCAGGAUUAUUACCGAUUGGUUGCAGCCUUUUCCUAUUCCUGUGCAUCAGUAUGAGGAGACCGCCCCACAAGUCUCUGAAUGUGUAGGGAGGUAUGAGGAGUUUGUUUCCCUGUAUCCCAGGAAGCCAAAGUCGACAUAGUGCAUAGUUCCGGCUGGCCGUUUGAGAAAAGCCAAGAAUGCUGUGCACUCUCCACUGGGCACCAACCCCCCUGAGGUUCCAUUAACAUGACCUCGACACCUGUGAGGUAGAGUGCUUUUUAAAUGCAGCUCUUCCGUCAGAGUGGGGCUGGGUGUGGAGCGGUCAGUGUUCCUCUGCUCCUACUCACUGUCCUUUCUGGGCUCUGUGUCUCACUGCAGCAUGGCUAGUGCCACUCACAGUAGUUCAUGCGACUCUUAGUAACACAACCUGAAGCACUCACGCCCCACAUUGGGUCCUCCUCCAGGACUCUGCACUGCCAAAACUGCCAAUGGCCAGUACUUAAUUUACAUCUUCCUUUUAUUCUGAUUAAAACACAGCUUUCUAUGGCCAAAUUUAAAUCUCCAUCUGGACAUUUUUUUUAAAGAAUGAAUUAAGGACCCCUUCGUAUUCUUGACACAGGCUAACACAGUGAGGCACCCUAGCCGCAUCGGUCUUUUGUUGGUGACCUUUUAUUAACUGUAGACACAUGGGGAUUCUGCUGUGCUCUUGGGCCACUGGCUGGUGACAUGGCAGUUUUUCUACUUUCUCUUAAUGUGUCUUAAGCAGGUCAAAGAUUGGAUGUUACUUGUGUGCUGUGGGUUAAAAGAACCUAACUCAGCCCCAACUGAACUCCAUGGGAGGCUGCAUCAUUACCUAGUUAUUGCUAGGGGUACAGAUGAACUCAGCUGGCUUCAGAAACAGGGAACAAAACCAGCCUGACUUGAUUCCUGAAUGAGUAGGCCUAAGAUACUGUCCUCUGCCACUUCUCUUUGCCACAGUGUGAUUUGGCUGGGCCUGUCCUUAGCCAGCAAGUAAGGUCCUUGUAGCUUGUGCCCACCAAGGUAGGGAACAGGACAAGACAGAAAUGGCCAGAUGGGAGCAGAUGGCCCAUGGGGAAGUCUGGGGUGAGGAAUACAGGGUACAUCCUAUCUUUGCCAGAUAGCCUGUUCAUGAUAUGUCUUAACAAAUGAAGAUCCUUUUCCCCAGUGCCAAGUCCCUUGGGCCCAUUAGAGGAAGGGUUUGUCCCUUUCCACAGCCCUACUUCAAAGCCUGUCACCUCCAUGGCCUGGUCCUGCUCUAAGCUAUUCUGAAGAACUGUAGUAAUUUUCUGGAAGUCUGAGAAUUACAAAAUGAACACAGGGAGGUAUCCCCAGAGCUCCAGACAGAAAAAGUGCUCAGUGAUUUGAAUCACCCCAUGCCAUCCAGCAGCUAUUUGUCUUUAUGUAAGUUAGCCUCUCAAAGCUGGUUUCCUUAUCCACACCUAAGAAUUUUAAUAGCAUCUUCGCAGGUUCUUGUGAGGACCAGCCGUGUCCCAAGUCUGGUGGGCAGUAGGCCUGGGGUUGUGAAAGCUCCUUACUAUAGGCAACAUCAAGCAGGUCACCUGGGGCUCCUCAUUAGUUCGGGUGGCAACAGAACCUCAGCAGGAGCCUCCUGAUGGACACGUGCUCCCCCUGGGGUCUGGGUUUGCCUGACUCCCUUCCUUUUCCUCUUGAGAUCUUCCCUAGUCACCUCCGUGAACCGUUGCCCAUAGUGCUCCCUGAAUGCCAUUCCUUAAGUUUUUGAAUAGUUCACAAAUCAUAGUCUUCCUUGCAUCCCUGAUCUGGCAAGCCCAACUUUAUCACCCUUCGAAUGCUUUUAGUUUGUUCCAUGUAGAUCCUUCCAGUGACCACUUGUGCAUAUACCAGUGAAUACACACAUGUGCUUGUGUGUACAUAAUUUUUUUUUUAACUCAUGUGGUACCAGACCAGUAUAUCCAAGGACCAUUCCUGUUAAUGGGCAAAGAGCCAUCCCAGAAGGCAGAGUAUCUAUAAAAAGUGAGCCCAUAACUGGGGGAUGUUUUUGCAAUCACAUUCCUUUUUGAAUAAGGCAUUACUUUUUAUUGAUUGCAGCAGAUACUGGAAUUCUAGUUUCCAUACAAAGCAGAAACAUCAAUCCCUCCCCGGCCCUUACCACACACAUGCUCGGAUAAUAUGUGAGCACAACCAGUUUCCAGACUGGCUUUCUGGUUUGUGACAGGACACUCAAGAGUAGGCUCUGCCCCAUUGCUGAGAGCAGCAGUGCAGGCCUCUGGUUCAGGUCCAGCAGCCUUUGCAGGAGCCUGAACAAGCUGCUCCCUGCCACCCCUGCCAAACCCUGAGGAGGUGAUGUCCAGCUCCAAUUGCCAUUUCUUAGGCGAGCUCCUGUGUUUUUGAGGCAGCAGUUUGAGAAACAGCAGCAACUGAAGCCUGACGCAACCUUCUGUUUGGGGGUAGGGGGGAAAGAUGUCUCAGAUGAUGCUAAGCAGGUAGGUGGAUGGUCUCCUCAAAAUUAACCAUAGAUCAACACAGUGUCCAUAUUUGAGGUCAUGGUUUUGCUACCUUUCCCUCCCCACUCUAUAUGCACAAAAGAAAAUGCUUCCCAUAGAAUUUUCUCCAUUUGACAAUAGAAAUGACUCCACCAGUCAUAUCUUCUUUCAAGGAAAAAAAAAAAAAAAGUCCGUUUUUGCCCCUGCAGGAGAUAAAGCUGCUUCCUCCAAGUAUUCCU
Messenger RNA from Canis lupus familiaris (dog), 5512 nucleotides. RefSeq names its product ring finger protein 24 (gene RNF24). Bases 259 to 705 code for a protein of 148 amino acids. Gene Ontology annotation, molecular function: ubiquitin protein ligase activity; zinc ion binding. Gene Ontology annotation, cellular component: endomembrane system. Lineage: Eukaryota; Metazoa; Chordata; Mammalia; Carnivora; Canidae. The record is from RefSeq and is a predicted model, not a curated record. The transcript is spliced from 7 exons.